Brassica napus (rape) is the source of this 578-nucleotide messenger RNA. RefSeq names its product mediator-associated protein 2-like. Lineage: Eukaryota; Viridiplantae; Streptophyta; Magnoliopsida; Brassicales; Brassicaceae. The record is from RefSeq and is a predicted model, not a curated record. Bases 8 to 460 code for a protein of 150 amino acids. The transcript has a single exon.
GAGAGAGAUGGCGUUGGAUUACAAACCUCCAGAAGAGUUCGUAGUCAACAACUUACAGCCCCUUGCUGACUUCGAUGUGACGGGAUCGACGGAGCUCUGGCUCAUCCAGUGCCCUAUGAGCCACGUUCCGGAGAUUGAAGGGAAGGAGCUUAAGGUUAAGCUUGGUGAAGAUGGAGUCUUGGGACGUUUCGAGGAUUCUCCUGGUAAAGAGGUUGAACUUGUUAGCUUUGCUUCUCAAGAAGGUGAUGCAACUGUGAUUAUACCUUGUGAGAAGGAAUCAAAGAUCGUUGGGAAGAUUUCGAGGCGAGUUUCGUUGGUUCGGUUCCCUGAACCGGAAGAGCUUCUUGAGACAUUUAAAACUCAGCAGAAGGCUUUGAGAGCUGUGACGAGUUCCUCUGUUAGAAACUCUAAUCCAGCUAUGAGUAGCAGGCGUAAAAGCAAACAAGUAUUUUUGCCAUAAAAGCAAACAGGGUUAAGAUGUUGAAUUUAGAUUAUGUGAAACGAUAAGCAAACAAGUAAUGUAUCGAAAUUUAUAACUUAUUGUGCCAUACGUGGUUAUGAAGUUCAGACAAAAGCUA